Carassius carassius (crucian carp) is the source of this 860-nucleotide messenger RNA. RefSeq names its product lipopolysaccharide-induced tumor necrosis factor-alpha factor homolog. NCBI's taxonomy places the organism in Eukaryota, Metazoa, Chordata, Actinopteri, Cypriniformes, Cyprinidae. Gene Ontology annotation, molecular function: zinc ion binding. Bases 111 to 551 code for a protein of 146 amino acids. The record is from RefSeq and is a predicted model, not a curated record. The transcript is spliced from 5 exons.
GUGGAGUAGUCGAGUGAUUCUGAAAAGCUUGUAAACGCAAUAGAAACUGGUUUCAGUCUAACCAAGCUACAGCCUCAACAAGACAGCAGUUUACACCCAGCAAAGACAGAAUGAGUGCUGACGGAACUGGAGACCCACCUCCGUAUGUCAUACCAAUAGAGGGUGCCAAGGGCUCCAACGUCAAGGUCUACCAUGUGCACACUCCAUUCAGCCCACAAAGCUCGACUAUCGACGAUUCUCGAACCCAGAUGCAAUCAGCCAGACCUGUUCAGUCAACGGAAGCCAAAAACAAAUUUGUCAGCUACGAAUCAUAUGAGCUGGGUCGCAAUCCAGGAAUGGCCACCUGCACAAGCUGCCAACAGCAGGUCUUAACCAAUGUCACCUACAAAGUGGGAGUUUACGCCUGGUUGAUGUGCUUACUCUUCAUCCUGUGCGGGUUUGUUUUGUGCUGCUGUCUGAUUCCAUUCUUCAUGAAGUUUUUCAAAGACGUCUAUCACACAUGCCCUAAAUGCAAUAAGAUCCUGCACAUUGAAAAGAAGCGAUGUUGCUAACCCUUCCCCAACUUUUAACACCACUCAUGGAUUUGUGUGGCACCUUACACGAUAUGAAGGACUGGAGGAUACUUUUGGGCCAACACUGAUGUCAUCGAAUACAAACUUGCUUGUAUAAACUAAAGCUUCGCAAUCUUUGUCUUUAUUAUUACAUUAUAUUACAUAUACAAAUACUCUUAAAUGAACAUGAAUACUCAUUGUUUUGAUUGUAUAUCUAUAAAGGACUCAGGGUUAAAGCUUCAGAGUGUUGAGGAGUUUCUGGAACCAAAGAUUAGAUUUUUAUAUCACGAUGUAAAUAUCAGUGAUUCU